This is a messenger RNA of Bufo bufo (common toad), 1961 nucleotides long. Its product is annotated as glycine-rich cell wall structural protein-like. NCBI's taxonomy places the organism in Eukaryota, Metazoa, Chordata, Amphibia, Anura, Bufonidae. The record is from RefSeq and is a predicted model, not a curated record. The transcript is spliced from 9 exons. The coding region runs from base 91 to 1551 and encodes 486 amino acids.
UCUCCUCCCACUGAGCCGUCUCUAUAUAUGAUACUGACUUGGUGAGGAAGAGAUCCUGUGAUCAGAAACAGGGGACCUCCAAGCACCAGGAUGAGCAGGUCUGGUCCCAUCCGGGCCCUCCUGUGCUGGACGGCUGUGCUGUGUGUCUGCAAUGCUGCUCCACAACAGAAGUAUUGCAGGAGCCCAAGCUACAAACCAAGCGGUUCCUCAGAUCCCCUGGCCUCAUUCCCUGUGUGUGAUGGGACACCAGGCUACAUCCAGGUUUCUUCUGCUAGUCAGUCUGGGUCCAUGAGUGGUGGAAGCAGCUCCCAAUCUCUGCAAGCCAAUAUUCAACACACGGUUAUCCAAGGAGGCAGCAUGCAAAGUAGUAGUGGCACCUGGGCAUCUGGUGGAGGUGGUGGUGGAGGAGGAGGAGGAGGAUAUGCCCAGGGCAGUUCUGGAGGAGGAGGAGGAGGAGGAUAUGCCCAGGGCAGUUCUGGAGGAGGAGGUGGAGGAGGAGGAACAUCACAAAUUUUUGUUGCAGGAGGUGGAGGCACAGGGGGUAGCUCUUCCCAUCUAAACUCUGUCGGUAUGGGAUCAGGAAAUGUCAUCCCACCACGUGGCGUUUCUAUUAUCCACAGCAGUUCCUCUUCGUCUUCUGGUUCAAGUAGUGGUGGUUCAUAUUCAGCAGUUGGAGGAGGGACUGGUUCAUCUCAACAAAAUGCUAUAAAUCACGGAAACGUGAAGAUUUCCCAAGGAACUGGUGGAGGUUCAUUUGGCCAGAGUUCUGGAGGUUCAUUUGGCCAGAGUUCUGGAGGAGGUUCACUUGGCCAGAGUUCUGGAGGAGGUUCAUUUGGCCAGAGUUCUGGAGGAGGUUCAUUUGGCCAGAGUGCUGGAGGAGGUUCAUUUGGUUCAAGUUCUGGAGGAGGAUCAUUUGGUCAGAGUUCUGGAGGAGGAUCAUUUGGUCAGAGUUCUGGAGGAGGUUCAUUUGGCCACAGUUCUGGAGGUUCAUUUGGUCAGAGUUCUGGAGGAGGUUCAUUUGGUCAGAGUUCUGGAGGAGGCUCAUUCUCUGGAGGAAGUGCAGGCUCUGGCCAGCCAAACCGUGGUGGUAGUAUCGUUGUUGUUGGAGGCUCUUUCGGCACUGGCUCCAUAUCUAGCGGUAGUUCCUCAAGCUCUUACAAGCUACCAGCAAGCAUAAAACCAGAAGAUGUUCCCGUGUCCCCAGGAUGUAAUAAAAACGGACAAACCGGUCAAGGAUCCAACCAAGUUGGAGGGACUGGAAAUACUGGUGGAACAGGCGGAGGGUUCGGCCAGAUCUCACAAACCCAUGGCGGAGGUUCAGGAGGAACUGGUGGUGGUGGUGGAGGAGGAACAGGUGGUGGUGGUGGAGGAGGAGGAAACAUUGGAGGAGGAUUCUCACAGAUCUCCCAAAGCCAUAGCGGAGGUUCUAGUGGAGGAUCAAUUCAUCAAGGUACUGGAGGAGGCACAGGCGGUGGAAGCUUCUCCCAACAAUCCCAGAGUCAUAGCUCAGGUUCUAUACAAAAACAAAUUCCCCAGUCCCAGUCAGGCUGAUGAAUCUAUGAUGGAGCGUGUAAUUGGUCAUUAAAGAGGACACGGCUCCUUGAUCUGCCGCUGGUCGCCAUGUGCACUUUUUUUUAUUAUAAAUAAGUCCAGACAGAAUUUGUAUAUAUUUAUUUUUGUACCGAUCCUCCCUCACGUCCCCUAGUAGUGUUUCCUGCAAAUAUACGGUAUUGCCAUCAUGACGUGUCUAGAUGGUCUCAUCGAUGACAGGUUCUUCUCACGUGUAGAUUCAGGACUUUUUUUUUUUCCCUCCUCCUCCUCCAGCCCACUAAACAAGCUCCUACCGAGAGCAUUUUGUGCCAGAGUGUGUUUGUGUAAUUCUUUGUUUAAAAAAAAAAUUUGAAAAAAUUAAAUGUGAACUUGUGUUUUUCAUAUGUGCAAUAAAACCUGCAAAGGACGUG